CGAUUCUAAGGAGUUCGCACAUGAUUUCCAAGUAUGAAGACCAUUGUAUUAAUCUCAUUAAUUUUGCAAUUCCUUUUGACUUAUUCAAUUCCAAUUGAUAAUAAUACUCAAAAACAUUCUUCAUUCACAUUAAAAAAUCAACAUGACUCUCCUCAAAUUUAUAAAAAUAUUCCAAGAAAAAAAAUUAAUGAAACUAAAUUUAACGAGAAAAAAACUAUUUUAAAAAAUAAAUUAAAUCAAAAAAAUCAAGUGAAAGAGGAAUUAUUCGAUAAUAAUUCAAAAUUACAAUUACUUAAUCGUAUUAAAAAAAAUGUUAUUCCAUCGGCAACGGUAAUUUGUUGCGAUACAAAUUCUAAUAAUGGGUACAAUAUAAUAGAAAAUUGUAAUAACAAUCAAGAAGGACAACAAAUUUUAACAAUACAACAACAACAACAACAACAACAACAAAUACCAAUACAAAUAGGACAAAAUUCUCAACAAAAUUUACGUGGUUUAUUAAUAAACUGUUUACUUCCUCAGACACUUUUGGAUAAUUUACAAAAUUCAAAAAUUACCCAAGUUCCUGCACCUCAACAACAGCAAAACAACAUUAAAGUUUGGACCAUUCCAAAUGAUAUCGGCAAUCAACAACAAUUUACCCAAGAAUUCGUUUACCAACAACAACCACAACAACUACAAUCUACCUUUUUAGUAAAUCCUCAAACUAAUAACAAUAAUUAUCCAAUAAAUUUUGAUUUAAAUUGUCAACCUGAAGCACAACCCAUUCAAAAUAAUUUGCGAAAUGAAGGACUUCAAUUAAAUAAUCAGGCAAAUUUAUUGUCCAACACCAUUGAUAAUAAAAUUUUUCUAAACUGUUUACUUCAAGCUAUGCAAAAUAAUGUAAAUCAAAAUAAUCAACAAAUUCCACAAGGCGGUGGAUUGCAGAAUUUUAACAAAAAUGGAAUUUCAAAUAAUCAACAAUUUCCUCAACAAUCUCAACAACAACAACUUCAACCUCCGCAAUAUCAACAACAGUUUCCACAACAACCUCAAAUACCGCAAUAUCAACAACAAUUUCCUCAACUUCUACAACAACCACAAACACCGCAAUAUCAACAACAAUUUCCUGAACAACCUCAAAAUCAACAAUUUCAACAAAAUUUCCCGUCACAAGGUGUAAUUAAACAACCCAAUAAUCAAGAAAACAGAGGUUUUCCAUUAAAUUUAAAUCAAUUUGGAAAUCAAAGUAUUUUGAAUAAUGGAUCACCAUUUAACACAAAUCAAUUAAAUAACACUCAAAAUCAACAAUUAUUGGAAAAUAUUAAGCAGAGAAAUUUCGGAAAUAAUCAAUUUACAAAUUUUGGAAGAAAUUUUAAUUCACGUUUUUAGUUGCACUUUAAAUGUAAGAUGAAUCUAGGAUCCCUAAAAUGCAGAAUAAUCAUUUUCCAUACGCAUUACGAUGUCUAAGUAUAUAAUAAACACAUUAAAGAGAAUUUGAAACUGAUCAACCUCAAGAUGGCCAUAUAUUGUUAAAUCCAAAGAAACUUCUUAAGAUUAUGUAAUUAUAAAACUUCUUUAAAGGUAUGCUUGUCAAUUCAUAAAUAUGAAUGUCUUAUAUUAAUUGAAAUUUUUAAAAAUAAUAUUACAAAAGAAAACCAAGUUAUGUAAUAUUUAUAAAAAUAUUUGUAACACUCAAAAAAAUAUUGUUAAAUCAAAUAUUUUAAAAAAAUUGUAUUACUUGAAAAAGUCAAUUAAAGACAAAUUAAUUACGUAACAAAGUAUUAUUAUUUACUAUACUUUGAAAUAAAAAUCUUUUAAUUCGACAAAAUAUUCUUUCUAUUACAAAACAAAGACAAAAAAAGGUUCUUCUUUUCAUACAAAUAGUUAAUAUAUAUAAUUUUUUAACCCAAAAGUAUUAUUUAUAUUAUUAAUUUAAUGAAAUCGUUUCUUUAUUAUUUUUUAUUAUUAAAAAUAACUUUAAACUUAAUAAGCAAAUAAUUUUAAACAAAUGAAAAGAGAAAGAAAUAAUUUGUUUCAUUGAAGACAAUAUUUUUUCGAGUGUACAAUAUAGACAAAGAAAUUAAUUAAUAAUAAAUUAAUUUUUUUUAUUUGUAUGUGUGAAUAAACAUAAUAUAUAUUAAAGAAUGAAAACAAUAGUUUCGUAAAUUAGAUUCGUAGUAAUAUUUAGAUAAUAAAAAUAGUUUAAAAAUUAAUUAUUAUUAGUUGAAAAUUAAGGUAAUUCCUGUGAAAUUAUAAUAAUAUUGUUCUGUGUAUUUAUUUUUAAUCAGCGCGCUGAUUAUAAUAAUUGUUACUUUAAAUUUUCUUUUAUAAAAAUGAUCUUCUGUAAGUCUUUUUCUUAAUGUAUUUAAUACAAUUAAUGUAUUUUUAUUUUUGUGUUUAAUAAAUAGUUUUGUAAAAUAUUGAGGUAAUUUAAUAAAUUACUGAUGUAAAUAAGUUAUACUGAGAACUAGAAAUAAAUUUAUAGUUUAGAGCUUAUAUAAAUAAAACAAACUUUAUAAAAAUAUAGUAUAAAACACGAAAAGAUUAUUAAAAUUGUACCAUAAUAAUUAAUAUUGUUCAUUGAGAAUUGAAUUCACAUUAAAUAAAGCAAAUUUAUAUGAUUAUUCAUAUAUUAACAUGAACAACAAAAUUUAAGUAAGUUAAUUGUACAUACACAUAAGAUUUCU
Molecule: messenger RNA, 2666 nt
Organism: Leptopilina boulardi
Lineage: Eukaryota; Metazoa; Arthropoda; Insecta; Hymenoptera; Figitidae
Product: transcription factor SPT20 homolog
Exons: 2
Coding region: 34-1368 (444 amino acids)
Source: RefSeq, a predicted model, not a curated record